CCGCACUGUAAACCGUAGAUGGACACAAACUCUGAAUGAGCUGAAUUUGGUUAUAAAUUUGUUUACAAAUGGCGAACGACUUACAAAGCCAGUUAGCACUCAUUAUGGCACUUUCAACCAGUCAUUGAUAAUUACGGGCUGACUCUAUAGGUGUCCCUUGUUUCAAAUAGAUUAAUUUUCAUGUACAAAAACAUUGGAUAAUUGUCGCAUGUAUUUUGCGAAAAUGAAUUAUUACUUGAGUGAUAGAUGGUACUGUCGAAUUUAAAUGAAUUUCGGGAAUUCUGAAAAGUUCCUUCCGAGAUUUUAAGUUCGGGAUUGACAUUCACAUAUCUCUGUACACAAUGUUAUGUUAAAAUAUUUUAAUCUUUGUAUGUAUGUAGGCGUGUUAUUAUCGUUAAGUCUGAGAAAUGAAUGACUUUUUUGUCAUCAUUCUCAUUCAAAUCGACAAGGAAUUGUACUCGUACCGUCACCAAUUAACAUUUUAACGAUAGAAACUUCAAUAGGAUAUAGAAUUUGCAUCCUUACGACGUCAAGUGUAAAGUUAGAGUUUUUUUUUUUCGGUUUUCGCACCAGAAAUCCUCAUAUUUUCAUCUUUAGGUGUGCGGAAAAUAACGCGCAUUAAUUAUGAAACUGAAACGAACGAGAGAUUAGAUGCCACCUGCCAGCAGAGAGAAAAAACUUUCUUGGUGAAAUGAUUAGUUUUAGAGCAAAGGUUAGGCCUGUUGUCAAUUCUAGAGACACCACAGAUAUUAUGAUCUAGCGUCAAGGAAGCCGUAUAACAAUACUGAUCGACGAAACACAGUACGAAAUUCUCUUUGAAUCAUUCUAUAGUCUGUUUUUAUUCGCCCUAACGAUUAAAUAGCAGCUUAGAUACAUCAUGAGUAAUUUACUCAUUGAGGAAAAGACUCCUGAUUCUUAAAGGAAAACCGACGUGUGAUCGAGGAGUUCAUUAUCUGUUAAUUUUUUGACGUUCUCCUGGUUCGACCGGUCUUUAAUGUCAUAGACUGAAUUUGUUUUGGUAUAGCUUUAACAACAACAACAAAAAAACCCUAGCUGAACUAUUUUAAAGAACCAACUAAUUUUUUUAACCAUACUUUAUAUAAAUUACAAAGGAGCGUCUCCUAACUAACCACACCAUUUACAAUAUAUUUAACCUGGGCCCAUGCCCUCCUGAACAUCUCGAUACAAACUCGCAGUAAACACCGCUAUCUUUGAAUGUCAUCGAAACUCUAUAUUGUGGGAAAGCUUUUACAAUAAACCAUAAAAGCGCUAUAAAGCCUUUUUAAACAGUCGGUUUGCCGGCCACAACUACUAAAAUUACUGAGUCACCAACUGCUUAUGUUAGUAUAUAAAGCACUCUAGAAGGUUCCAGAAGCUUAAAAAUAAACACUCUUGUAACAUUAAAUCAUUCUUGCAUCAAUUACUAGAAUGUUCUAAAAAGUUCCAGAGUAUUAUAUCAGAAUUUAUUAGAGUCCACAUAGCAUGACUAAGCUCUCUAGAAAAUUUCCAGAAGCUCCUUAUUUACAUAGCAAGUUAUAAAUUGAAUUUUAUGUAAUUUUAUAGUUCGAUUAUUGGACUGCAAAAUUAAGCUGGAACUUGUCGCUGUCAUUGUAUGUUUCUCUGGAAUCGACAAAAGCUAGAGCCAUUAAAUAAGGAAAGUGCGCGAAAGUCUUUCUUGAUUUUUUUAUCUCAACAUAACUUGCUACCAUGAUUCCUAAUUUCUUGCUUUUAAGCAUUUUUCUUUGUUCUUCCAUAUUUUUUUUUGGGCUGAAAUAAAGUCUCUUGACGUUUCGGUCACUUUUGCUGGUCUCCUUCAGGUUGAAUGUCAGAUUCGCAUUUCUACUUUUAAAUAACACAUUUUGAGUUAAAUCAUCUUAUCUUUAUUUGUUAUGGUGAUAGGACUUAAUGGUGUCCAAUUCAUUUAUGUUUAGAGAAAUUCUGUAUUUAUGUAAAGAUAGUAGUCACUAAUUCUAGAAUGUCCCAGUUAUUAACUGCUCUCUCCGUGGUCGUUGGGUGUGCAUAGAACUGAAAGAGUACGUCAACUAGAUUGUGACGUUUUAAGUUCGCGCUUCCUUUUGAGACGUUCUUUGUCAAAGCAAAGUAUGUUUUUUCCGUGUUUUCAUAGCCUAAUGUAAUGACUCGAGAGGUUGGGACAAUCAUCGAAAAUUAUCGACCUCUCAAGUGAUAGGACACCUGUCCAGUCUUGUUUAUAACUGGUGAAUAGUACCAGUUUCAAGCGGGAAACUUCCUCACUGUUCACAAGUUGAACCGGAUCUAUUUUGGCUGGAAGCCCAGCUUGACACAAAAUGUCAAGUAAAGCAAAUUCGUGGCGUCUCAAUAGCAAUUUUCAACUUCUUACUGCUGAUAAAUUAGAUUAUGGAUCAUGGGAGUUUCUUAUAUGUUACCCUAAAGCCUGGGAUUGUAUCCUCAUUGCCUAAACCCUAGGAUUGUACCCUCUUAGGUUGGCCUUAAGAUAGAGCAAAUCAAAGGAAGUAUUUCCACCAUAGGAAACGAUUAAAAGUCAGGCGCCUGUCUAAUUUGGAGAUAGACAUUGUAAUGGACCAAAUUAAAAAAUGUUUUCAUUGGCUCACAAUGAAAUGCUGUCAAGAAAUGUCCCUUAAAUAAACGUUCGUAAAUCAAAAGUAAAUAAAAAGAGGGAAAAAAUUAAAGAAACUGAAUGACAUUGUCAUGGACUGAAUUCAAAAAUGUUUUCAGUUAACUUGACUCACAAUGAAAUGCUGCCAAGAAAAGUCCCUUAAAAUAAACAUUCGUAAACUCGAAGUAAAUAAAGAGAGGGAAACAAUUAAAGAAACUGCAUUCGAAAUGACGAAUCCCUCCGGCUAGAGAUUUUUCCUGGAUAAAGCUAAAUUAUAAAGAAAAAUUUGAGAACCAAGGGUCAUGUUUUCACCCCGAAGCCAAAGGUUCACCUCGAAGUAUGAUUGAGAAGAAUGGAACAUUGGGUAUAUGCAUUUAAAUAGUCAAGCGAUAAGAGCUGACAAAGCGAGUGAAUAGUGGUUGGUUGAAGCGUACGCUAUUGUGGGCACGACACGAAUUAACACGAAUAAUGACAAGUGGAGAGUUACAUGCAAUACUUGUUCCAUUCGGUAUAACCUUUUACUCUAUAGUUUUCUUGCUGUCAGUUUUGGGAAAUUUUAUUGUCCUCUCAAUUUGUUACCGAUCAAUAAAAAGAAAGGUGGGUUCAUUAAAAUGGUUUAUCGCUAAUUUAGCUGUUGCUGACCUGACGUUUGUGUUCCUGUCUAUACUGGACCUCGUUAGUUAUUUAUCACGUACAUGGGUUGGAGGUCAGAUCUCUUGCAAACUGCAAAGUUUUUUCAUCGAGGCUUGCUACACAGUAUCCAUAACAACUCUGUCUAUUAUAAGCUUUGAACGACUCAAGGCAGUGGUCGAGCCACUUCAUACAAUAACGAUUACUCCAGCGCGUAUUUAUGGAAAGCUUAUCGCCACCUGGAGCAUGAGUGUGGUUAUAGCCUCGCCAUUACUUUUUGCCUACCAAACCCAAACCGAUGCCAACGGGAAGGUUUCCUGCACCAACAAUAAAUUUGGAGAUUUGGGAAGACAAGUCUAUUAUGGCAUUCAUACGAUUUUCUUUUUCUUCGUCCCUCUAGUCUACAUGAUUUAUGUCCAAAGAAAAAUCUUCAUAUCUUUACGCUCGAGCACCAAGGUGUUCCCAAAGCAAAACAGUUUUACAACAGUGCGCUCUAAACGGCAUCUCAAGGCGGCGAAGCCACUAUUUGUUCUAACUAUGGCAUUUGCUGCCUGCUGGUCGCCCUUCAUCUGUGUGCGAGGGCUCAUUUACAUUCAUCUCGCAGAUGAAGGUUAUAUCUGGAGAGCAUCCCAGCUUUUAAUUUUCCUGAACACGAUGUUAGAUCCAAUUCUUUACGGUAUCUAUGGGGAACGUGAGAACUUCAAGGCAAUUUUAAAACGUUUUAUUCCAUGUGCCAAAUGUCAAACCCGUGCUCUGGAAGAACUCAGUCGGUCCACUCAAAGCCAAAUGGCAACUAACAAUGAGAAAAACUGUUACCCAUGGCCAGGUCUGUUAAUAGAAUUAUAUGAAUAGAAGUCAGUCCUACGCCGAAUUAAACCAAACAGUGGCACAUGAGCCGCAGGCGUGUGCAUCAUCAGUGUUCUUUCCAAAUUUUGGUGUUUUCUACGAUUUGUUACUACAUAAAUCUAUGGAAACAGGAAUCACGGAAACUAUUUAAAAGACAUGUUUUUUAGCUAAUUUUGUAGAGAGGUUAUUUACAGGCCUCCAAAAUAUUUCAGGAGUAACCUUAGGAAACGAUCAUUUUAGAAAUUGAACACAAAGUUACAAUGAAAGUUACCAAAAGUAUUUAAACUUCUUCAGAUACAUUGUUUAAGUUCUGGCCUUAGAACUGCCUUUUUUUAGCUCAAAAAUGGCUGCAGGCUCACCUACAUUAUCGGCAACUUUACAUGGGCGAUCCUGAAUAAUAUCAAGACCAUUUUCGAAAUUGUACAGCAUUUUGAACCAAAGAGAGAUAACCAUUUUUAGAUGACGUAAGUACUAGGCUUGUUCUUUAAUAAAUUUUGGGAAGGAGCAAUCACAGAUCGCGUAGUAUCUAAAUCAAGUCUUAGUAUGAACAAUCAAUUUUGAUUUUACACGAGGUUGAAGUUCUUAGAAUGUAAAACCGCCAUCUUGAUCUUGUCUUCACUGUUUCCUGGAUUUUUGGGCUAAUAAGUAUCAGUAAACCUCGAGAAAACAC
Messenger RNA from Pocillopora damicornis (cauliflower coral), 4742 nucleotides. RefSeq names its product galanin receptor type 1. Gene Ontology annotation, molecular function: G protein-coupled receptor activity. Gene Ontology annotation, biological process: G protein-coupled receptor signaling pathway. The record is from RefSeq and is a predicted model, not a curated record. Gene Ontology annotation, cellular component: plasma membrane. Lineage: Eukaryota; Metazoa; Cnidaria; Anthozoa; Scleractinia; Pocilloporidae.